Molecule: messenger RNA, 5524 nt
Organism: Pieris brassicae (large cabbage white)
Lineage: Eukaryota; Metazoa; Arthropoda; Insecta; Lepidoptera; Pieridae
Gene: gish
Product: casein kinase I
Exons: 15
Coding region: 810-2297 (495 amino acids)
Biological process (GO): signal transduction; endocytosis; positive regulation of canonical Wnt signaling pathway
Cellular component (GO): nucleus; cytoplasm; plasma membrane
Molecular function (GO): protein serine/threonine kinase activity; ATP binding
Source: RefSeq, a predicted model, not a curated record
UAUUUUUUUUGACAUUCAAUAUGAUGAAGAUCCCGAAAAGUCUGUAAUGAAAUUGUUUAGUACGGACGUUACAUCCUAUUUGGGUUGACUUCCAGCAUUGAAAAGGUGUUGUCAAUUUAUAGGCUUUUGAGUUCUUGAUCAUAUUUUUUAAUUAGCGAUAAAGAUUACUUUCCAUUCGAACGAUUCAGGUUAAUAAAGUGCUCAAGUCAGUACGAGCUAAGUGUUACCAUUUCCUCCUACAUAGCUUGUUGUUACUCUUCAAUGAACAUAACAUUGGCACACCGACCUGUAGUCGUUUCAUGGAAUAUUGAUAUUGCAUCUAAUAUAUUCAUAAACAAUCAGUAUUAAUCAUUAGAGAUAGGAUUUAUUUAAGUAAAUCCCGCGAAAUUACGAGUCGCCGAAACAUAAGUCGGUUUCAGUGUGAUGAAUAUCAUGUUGCGAUAAAUUAAACAGUGCAGUGAUUAUAGUGUCGAAAAAGUGAAGAAAAAAAUAGCAAUAAUUAAAAAGUGGAUUGGUGUUGUGUGAAAUGGCUAUGCAGUGUGAUAAUUGGUUGUCUUGGUGAAAUGGACUUCAGCAUAGUGAGGCCCCGUUUAGCUGUGGGCAUCUGGACUCUGUCGUGUCGGAUAUAGGCACACAGAUCCACUGAUAUUAUGAAUAAGCGUGAAGGCAAUAAGGACAAGGAACGUCAGAGUGACGAAAAAAGAACUUCCACCCUGAAAAAACAGGAAGCUUAAUAAGGAGUUGGUUCUUUUAAGUAUAGAUUCGCUACCGGCGCGGUGGGCGGUCGCGGUGGCGGCGGAAGCAGCGCAAUGCACACGUCACGCCACUCUGUCACCUCAUCCUCGGGCGUCCUUAUGGUCGGCCCUAACUUCCGGGUUGGGAAAAAGAUCGGAUGCGGCAACUUUGGCGAACUUAGGCUUGGAAAAAAUCUUUACAACAAUGAACAUGUAGCGAUUAAGAUGGAGCCUAUGAAGUCCAAGGCUCCACAAUUACACUUAGAGUACCGAUUUUACAAAUUACUAGGAACUCAUGCCCCCUCGACAGCAGAAGGGAUCCCGGAGGUUUAUUACUUCGGGCCCUGCGGUAAAUACAAUGCCCUGGUGAUGGAACUGCUAGGCCCCUCGUUAGAGGAUCUAUUCGACUUGUGUGGCCGGCGUUUCUCUCUAAAGACUGUACUGAUGAUUGCUAUGCAGCUGUUACAUCGUAUCGAAUAUGUCCACACGAGACAUCUAAUAUACCGAGACGUGAAACCAGAAAAUUUUUUAAUAGGUAGAACUGCAACUAAACGGGAAAAAAUCAUUCACAUCAUCGAUUUCGGUUUGGCCAAAGAAUACAUAGACUUAGAGACAAACAAACAUAUACCGUACCGGGAGCACAAGUCACUCACGGGGACAGCGAGAUACAUGUCAAUAAAUACACAUUUAGGAAAAGAACAAUCAAGACGCGACGACCUGGAAGCUCUCGGGCACAUGUUUAUGUACUUUUUACGUGGUUCCUUACCCUGGCAGGGUUUAAAAGCUGAUACACUCAAAGAAAGAUACCAAAAAAUCGGCGACACGAAACGGGCGACACCUAUCGAGGUGUUAUGCGAAGGUCACCCAGAAGAAAUGGCGACCUAUCUCCGCUAUGUACGACGGCUGGACUUCUUCGAGACCCCCGAUUAUGACCAACUCAGGCGCAUGUUCCGCGAACUGUUCGAGCGGCGCGGCUACGUGGACGAUGGCGAGUUCGACUGGACUGGAAAGACUAUGCCUUCGAAUAUGCACGUCAUGAGAAUCCUGCGCAACGCCCCGCCCUCUAAUAUCGUAAAAAAUAAAUCCGAUAAGUCAACUCCCGUGGGAUCCAUUCAAACGGGACACGAGAUUGUUGUAUCUCCGAAUCGUGGACAUCAAACCUUUCACAAGGAUGAUUUGUGUGAUUAUAUGAUUGGUAUGCUUGAGGACGAUGAGGCGGCCCUCAUAUCCGGAGAGGGGGCUGUAAAAGAUUCUGGUACUGGUGGUACCGCGAACACUGGUGGAAAUUGGCCCCACAGUGGAAAAGCCACGCCCCUUACUGCCGGUCACUUGACACCUGCCGACAGACACGGAUCCGUACAGGUUGUUAGUUCAACGAAUGGCGAGUUAGGCGCGGAUGACCCCACAGCCGGGCAUAGCAACACCCCAAUUACACAACCGCAUCAUGAAGUGGAUGUUGUCGAUGACACCAAGUCAGUGUUGCAACUACAAUCCGUGUAUUCCAGAUGCUGUUGCUUCUUCAAGCGCAAAAAGAAGAAGUGUGCGACGCGCACGUACAAGUGACGCGUGUGCCCCACGUGACCGCACAGACAUACAUUACAGACAUUUUACACAGUCACUUACAGACACAUUGCAUACACGCGUUAUUACAUACCUCGAUCAAGUACGCGAUCGGGAAUUGAGAAAAAUAUUAAAUUUCGAUAAAUAUCACCCUUUUAAAUAUUUUCUUUGGACGCCAAUAAAACUGAUUUAAUGUAUAUUAAUAAUGAUAUAAGGUCCAUAUUCUAAAACGUAUUAUUUGUCCAAACUCCAUAGAAGUAGUCUUGACAGUUCUUGAAACUAGUUUGAGUCAGUUCUGAGAUCGCGUACUUAUUCCGCUGUAUAUUUCUCUUCAUUCUACAAAUUAUUACAACUAAUGUAAUAUAGAAUCCAUUUCAUUCGUACAUUACAUUUUUCGUGUAUAUAGAAUAUGUAUAAAACAAUUAAGACAUACGUCUUAAUGUAAAAAAAGUUGCAAAAUAAACCCCAAAAAAUUACAAUUAAAGUUUGGUUUUUGAAAUUAUGAAAAUUAUCUUAUAUUAUUAGUUCAAUGGUUGUUAUUACUUAUAAAAAAGGCAGCUAUAUCAGUUAUAUGAGAAAGAAAUAUUAUUUCAUUAUUUUUUUAAUCUUUUAAACUACUGAACAAUUUUUCGAUCGGGGUGCAUAAAUCGUCACAUAAGCAUUUUAUUGAUCUAUAGAUUUUAGAUUAUGACGUCACAUCCGUUCACCAUACCACAGAUACCCUUCAUAAAUUCAUAAAAAUGUGUGUUCUGGUGCGGUUUUUAAUGUUUGUGUUCCCGUCCGUAGCUAUUUUCAUUUCGCCGAAAACUUACGAGAUCGCUUUGUCCGAAAAAGACCAUUCCAACUCGAACAAAAACUCUAGCAUUAUAGUAGACAAUAGAUGUCGCUUUUCUCCGUUUAGACGCAAAAUUUUCUUAUCGCAAAUGCAAUGUUUAUUUUUUGUUACAUAAGUAAUGAAUUACCAUAAUAUAAGAUAUCGAUCUAUAAGUUUGUGUGUUAAACUCGUGUCUAUUUUAGCGGCGCGUGUGUUAAACAUUAAACGUUUAAAAUCACAUUGUAUAUUUAUUUUCAUUUAUUCCUAAAUGCAUCACUAAAAACGUCUUCAUAACAUAACACUGUCUCUUUCGAACUAAUGCUAAUUAAUACGUGAGAACGAGAUGGCGAUACGUCGUGUUAAACACACGCGCCGUAAUAUGCAUAUUGUAGUUGUAAUUUUAUUUAGUCAUCGUAUAAGUUCAAUUCGUGCGAGUUCACUCGGCUCCGUUCAUAGCGCUGCCACUUUUCCUAUCCUUAUUUAUGCCUAUAUACUUUAUUAUAGUUUAAGAAUAUAAACAGGCAAUUUCAUGCAAUAAUUAUGUAACGGAAUAUUCAAGUAUGAUUGUGUACGACUAAUUUGGUCUAAGUAUGGAUACAACCAUUACUCAAAGGUGAAUGUUUAUAUAGCGUGCAAUAAUUUAUGUAUAAAUUCAUUACAAUAGUUACAAAUAUUACAUUUGUUUCAAUCGGUGAACCCUAAACUCCUUAAGACUGGUUGAAACAUGUCAUAGCGUCCGAAAUAAAAUCUACAGAACGUAACGAAUGCCUUGAUGCAUAACAAGCGACGUUGGGUUUCAUUUCGGACAAGCCUUUGUGUAGAAAACCGCGGUUCAUGUCAAUUUAAAUCAGUUUUAGGCCUUAAACGAUAUAUCAUUAACAGUAGAGUAAAAUUUCUGUCGAUUCGAUUGCAACCUCGGUCUGAGUCGAAAGUUCCAAAAAUUAUACUAAAUGUUUUAAUAUCGUUAAGAAUUGAUCGUCGUUGCAAUUGACAGUUGAGGUGACUGAGUUACAUCGUUUCAGUUAAGAGUUAGAUUAAUGAGUCGUUAGACUGAAUAUCGCCGAUGCGUUCGCGUCGCUAUGGAGACGUGCACGUAUACGUGUUCGUAAUCGGCGUGCUACGUGUAUAAAUUGUACAGCUUAGGAACGUUUGUAUAUUUUUGCUUGGACAGAAAUGGCAACGAAUUGAGGUUUUGGCCUUUUUGAUUGAUUAGCAGAAGAAUAAUUAAGAUAUACAUUAUACAUCUUAGUGUAUCGACGACGCGUUGUUUGUUGCGAGGUUAUCUGCUACUGUGGCGUUAAUUCCAAGUAUUUUUUGAAUAUAGUCAUCACAAAUCCUAACUCCCUUAGGAAUUUAAUUUCGGCUAAGUAAUGUUAAAAAUGUUUUUGAAGGACGCUCUGUCUUCAUAUUUUUAGAAAAAAUAUAGGUAAUACGUUGUACGCUGUAUGAUAAAUUUUAAUGAUGCGUAUAAGUUUUUCUAUGAAUUGUAACAAAGUAUUCUCUCGUUGAUAGAUCAUAAUCAUUGUACAAUCAUAAAAGUGAUAGGUUACAAUAUAAUGAAUGAUUAUCUUAUUAUACCAUAGUCGUACCUAAUUGUUACUUUCUAUUGCUAGAUAGAAUAAUCAAAUUAGAUUGGGUAUAACGUGUGAUCUCUUAACACAAGUUUAAAUUCGACGUGUGUUAAUAAUUUUAAAGUAUAUUGUUGUGUAAAGUGACGAAUCGCAGAGUUUGUGAUCUGAUUGUGGUUCUAGUGAUACGGACCGUCUCAACAAUUACUAACGAUCAGUGUUUUGUUCGCUUCUCGAGACAAAGUCAUACCAAACUGACAACGGAAGACACGAAAACGUUAUCGAAUUCAUAUUGCUGUUGCAUGACUUUGUCUCGGGUUAAUUAGUUUGAAUUACAAUAUUUACGAUAUGUACAUAGUUUGGCCGUCUGGUGCCGAAUGAAUUAGAAAACGAUGAAACCGGACAUUGUAAUUGAAACUGAUAUAAUUUUUUUCUUUGACGACAACUGCUGUAAGAUGGAAUUAUUAUUCCUCAUAUUUAUUAGAACCAGCGCCACAUUUAGAACGGUGCGUGGACACGGCGUUUCACGCGUUCUGUGUAGUUAAUUUAAUUGAUAAUUUGGAAGAUUUCGCUUACUAAGUAAGUUUCGGCUUGAGGACGCACGAGAUGGAUUUUUGAGCUAUAGUUAUAUAACUUUAUGUAUUUAUAAUACAUGCUUUCGAAACUGAAUUGAAUUCUUAUUGUUAAGUAUAAAAUAAAUAUUCAUUAUUAUAGAAACAAUUCUCAGUGUUUAUUUUUUCGUAAAAUUUGCGUAUGCAAUUUGACUUAUAUUCAGUUAUGGUCACAACCUGUUUUCAAAAAUACGAAAAUAUUUGUUAACUCAUAAUUAAAUAAAGCUUAUUAUAAGA